This is a messenger RNA of Propithecus coquereli (Coquerel's sifaka), 654 nucleotides long. RefSeq names its product transmembrane protein 61 (gene TMEM61). The transcript is spliced from 3 exons. NCBI's taxonomy places the organism in Eukaryota, Metazoa, Chordata, Mammalia, Primates, Indriidae. The coding region runs from base 1 to 654 and encodes 217 amino acids. The record is from RefSeq and is a predicted model, not a curated record.
AUGACGGUCAGCGGCACCGUGGUUCUGGUGGCCGGGACACUCUGCUUUGCUUGGUGGAGCGAAGGGAAUGUGGGUGCCCAGACUGGCCCGCUGGCCACACCCACUGAGUAUCCUGGUGCUGAGGCGCCCAGGCCCCUGCUCAGGUCGGUCAGCCUCUUCUGCUGCGGCACAGGUGGCCUGCUGCUGCUCUUCAGCCUGCUGUGGUCCAUCAAGGCCAGCACCCGGGGGCCACCCCAGUGGGACCUGUACCAUUUGUCCAGAGACCUGUACUAUCUCAGCGUGGAGUCCUCGCAGAAGGAGAGCUGCAGGACCCCAAAGGUGGCCAUCCCCACUUAUGAGGAGGCCACGCACUGCCCUCUGACAGAGGGGCCCCCGACACCACCUGCAGACCCCACGGAGGAAGACCCAGAGUGCGGUGCCUUGGGGGAUGCUCUGCUUGGGACCCAGCCCCCCUUCCACCCACCCAGCUACGAGAGCAUCAGCUUUGCUCUUGGUGCUGUUUCUGGGGAGACAGCACGUGACACUGCAUUCUCCUGCUCAGGCCUGGUCCAGACCGCAGCGGGGGAAAGGUGGCUGGUGACCCCUUCCCUGGAGCUCUCCACCUUGGAUCAGCCCAUCCCCAUCGGGAAUCUUGGCUACUCCCCUAGCUGCUAA